Molecule: messenger RNA, 792 nt
Organism: Arvicola amphibius (Eurasian water vole)
Lineage: Eukaryota; Metazoa; Chordata; Mammalia; Rodentia; Cricetidae
Product: collagen alpha-1(II) chain-like
Exons: 3
Coding region: 244-750 (168 amino acids)
Source: RefSeq, a predicted model, not a curated record
CGAGUCCUGGCCGUCUUCAGUGAGGUGGGAGCUGUGGUUUCUGUUUUGUUUGUAGGGGCCGAAGACACUGCUGUCUCUUCCUCCGGUUCCUGAACGCUGCCUCUCUAAAAGGUGUGGGCCCCAUUCUGUCUUGACUACAGGUCGGGGAGUUGGAACUUCUGCUCUCUCAAGGUUAUUGUCUACAGGCGUGGCUAAUAUCCAGACCCGGAAUUUCAGUGGACCGGAUGGCAUCUUCAAGACCCGAUGGCACCAGGGGACCCGAUGGCACCUUCAGGACCCGAUGGCACCAGGGGACCCGAUGGCACCUCCAGGACCCGAUGGCACCUCCAGGACCCGAUGGCACCAGGGGACCCGAUGGCACCUCCAGGACCCGAUGGCACCAGGGGACCCGAUGGCAUCUCCAGGACCCGAUGGCACCAGGGGACCCGAUGGCACCUUCAGGACCCGAUGGCACCAGGGGACCCGAUGGCACCAGGGGACCCGAUGGCACCUCCAGGACCCGAUGGCACCAGGGGACCCGAUGGCACCAGGGGACCCGAUGGCACCAGGGGACCCGAUGGCACCUUCAGGACCCGAUGGCACCAGGGGACCCGAUGGCACCAGGGGACCCAAUGGCACCAGGGGACCCGAUGGCAUCUUCAGGACCCGAUGGCACCAGGGGACCCGAUGGCACCAGGGGACCCGAUGGCACCAGGGGACCCGAUGGCACCCCCAGGCCUCCACAGGCACUUUCACUCACAUACAGCAUAGACACACACAUAAUUCUAAAUAAAAAUUAUUUUUUUUAAGGAA